GCGCACUUGCAUGGAGCAGCUACACCUAAGCGUGCAGGAUAGCUUUACAGUCAGUCCGCCCCGUAACAUUAGUCUUCUGGAAAGUGGUAUGGAUUGGUCUGUUGGGUCAGCUACCGCUGAUCACGUCAUACACCCCUGCGCGAGCAUAUCCCACCUCAGUCACUUAACUUUUUCAUGAGCAGCUGUGAGAGUGUAUGAUCUUGUCUUAUCACUAUGCAAGCUCACAUAUGUAUCCUUUUCCUACUCCCUUUGAUGUGCAUUCCGGAGCCUGUUCACUGUUCAAUAAAUCCAUGUUGCUACUUCCCAUGUGAAAAAAAAGGAAUAUGUGUUAGAUUUGGAUACGAUGAGUACGAAUGUGAUUGCACCGGCACAGGAUACUAUGGCAAGAACUGCACCAUUCCUGAGUUCUGGACAAAAGUUCGCCUAUUUUACAAGCCAAGCCCUGCUUUUUAUCACUAUGUACUGACUCGCUUUAAAUGGCUUUGGGACAUUAUCAACCAUACCUUUCUGAGAGACCUACUCAUGAAAACAGUGCUGACUGUGCGAGCCAAUCUGAUACCAAGUCCUCCAACAUACAACUCUGACUAUGGUUACAUCAGCUGGGAAGCGUACUCCAAUGUUAGUUACUACACAAGAGUUCUUCCACCUGUCCCUGAAGACUGCCCAACUCCUAUGGGAACAAAAGGAAAACAGGAGCUGCCAGAUCCUCAGAUUAUUGCAGAAAGGUUCCUGUUAAGGAGGAAGUUUAUCCCAGAUCCCAGAGGAACCAACUUGAUGUUUGCUUUCUUUGCUCAGCACUUCACACACCAAUUCUUUAAGACUCAUGGGAGGAUGGGUCGUGGGUUCACAAGAGCUCUGGGCCAUGGAGUAGAUCUGGGACAUAUAUAUGGUGACUCCCUGCAACAUCAACAUGCCCUGAGACUGUUUCAGGAUGGAAAGAUGAAAUAUCAGAUAAUAAAUGGAGAAAUCUAUCCACCAACAGUAAAUGAUGCUGCUAUUAACAUGACCUAUCCUCCUCACAUCCCUGAUGAGAAACGUUUUGCCAUGGGACAGGAAGUUUUUGGCCUUCUUCCAGGGUUGUUGAUGUAUGCAACAAUUUGGCUUCGAGAGCACAACAGAGUAUGUGAUAUCCUGAAAGCAGAACAUCCAACCUGGGAUGAUGAACAGUUGUUUCAGACUGCUAGGCUUAUACUGAUUGGAGAGACUAUAAAGAUUGUAAUUGAAGACUAUGUUCAGCAUCUGAGCGGUUACUACCUAAAGUUGAGGUUUGAUCCAGAGUUGCUGUUUGGAGUGCAGUUCCAGUACAGAAAUCGAAUUGCUGUGGAAUUCAGCCAUCUUUACCACUGGCAUCCACUAAUGCCAGACAGGUUUCAUAUACAAGGCGACACAUACAAUUACCAAAAUUUUCUGUUUAACUCAUCCAUUCUUUUGGAUUAUGGAGUGGAAGCAUUAGUGGACUCAUUUUCUAAGCAGAUAGCAGGUCAGAUUGGUGGUGGAAAAAACAUGAAUCAUAAUAUUCUAAAAGUUCCUGUUUUGGUAAUAAUGGAGUCCAGAUUACUGAGACUACAGCCAUUUAAUGAAUAUAGAAAGAGGUUUGGUUUGAAGCCCUACAAAUCAUUUCAAGAACUAACUGAUGACAAGGAGAUAGCAGCCGGGCUACAGGAACUGUAUGGAGAUAUUGAUGCCUUGGAGUUCUACCCUGGAUUAAUGCUAGAGAAGCCUCAACCUAAUGGCAAUUUUGGAGAAAGUAUUGUAGAAAUUGGAUCCCCUUUCUCUCUGAAAGGCCUAAUGGGAAAUCCAAUAUGCUCGCCAGAAUACUGGAAACCAAGUACAUUUGGAGGGACAAUUGGAUUUGACAUUGUUAAAACUGCUUCACUGCAGAAGUUAGUUUGCCUUAAUGUAAAAAAAUGUCCAUAUGUUGCAUUUCAUAUCCCAAAGAAACAGUCAAGUGAUGAAAGCACACCUACAGGGAAAGAGCCUUCUAUCGAACUUUAGUAGAUAAUAGGAAGAUAAGCAUAAAACAAACAGUAAGUAGGGCAUUCUUUUUUCCGGAAAGAUAACAUAUGAAGUCAUUCACAGAGUCAUAUAUUCCAAGUUUGCUAUAGCCAUUGUAAUAGAUUCUCAAAUGAAAAAACUGAUGCAACUCAUGGAAAUACUGGCUUACACCCAACCGAUCAUGCCCCAGGGAUUGUGAAUGCAGUUCUCUUAGCAGACCAAAUAAUAGGAGCAAAAUUAAUUUAGGUUACAACAGUGUUAUAAUAUGAUCUGUCUGUGAACAAUAACCCUAGUGAUGUGAUAAUUAUGUUCUACCCUUAGAUGCCCCACCACUGAUUUAGUAGACUUCGUCAACCCUGAAUUCAACCUCUCAAACUGUAACAAUAUACAUGAUUAUUGAUCCACUAUAUUAACUCAUACACCAGGUGCUCAAGUUUCAGUACCUUACCUGCAGUCACUUAAGUGACGGGAUAUUCAUGAUCAGCAGUGACAUUCAGAAAGUUGCAUUUUCCAGAGGGGCAAACUCCAGCACCCUCCCCACACACACACGCACACAGUAUAGGGGGGCCCACACCUUCAGACUAUAAAUAUACUGUCCCAGAGGUCACACAAACUCAGAGGGAGUAUAUUUACAGACACAGUAUGUAUGUUCAAGUAUGUGCAUUUGAGUACAUGCAUGACAGAUCAGUUGUGAGUAAAUGAAUCAUGAGCAGAAGAACCUCAAGCAAACAAAAGAUAAUCCAUGGUUAUGCAUGGCUUAUAAAGACCACAGACCUAAAAGACAUUCUUGGACAAAAUCCUUAGUCACUAUAUCCACAACACUUGACUGGAACAUCUCUGUUGCUCAGAUGCCCUCUUUGCCAACAGUCACCUGAAUAUAAUCAGCUGUUGAGGUAAAGCUUUGACUGACAGGAGAGUCAGAAGUCAGAAAGGCUGGGAAGUAGAUUACUGUGCCAUUCUUGGUAUGUAGAUGGAUGGAAAGAGGGCCAGUGAACUGCCUUCUGCACUGAACAAUGGAUUGCAUCCUGUUGGGUGACCAAAAGCAAAUGUUAACAUUUUAAAAAUAACAGGCUAGUGAUAAUGAAAUGUUGUCUUCUGCAUGGGAAUGACCUGACCUGUUGAGGUUGUGUUUGCUGAAUGAUGGUUUGACAAGCCCAUCCUAAGAAUUAUCAUUUGAUUGAAGCUUUUAAAUUCUUUUCCUGAUAAUAUAAUGACCACAAAGUUUAAAUUGAGGUGCAAAAGUACCUCCCUGCAUAAUAGUGCAUAGGCUGUGCCCCACAGCAAAUAUUUGCUUCACCUACAUACCCUCAAUUUUAAACUUGCUAAGAGCUCAACUUCUCAAGUUAAACUUGUCAGGAAUUUGACCCAUUGGUAAAAAAAUAAACAUUUUUUUGAGUGGACAAGCCCACUUCCCCAUCCCCCCUAUAUUUACUUGUAGCAAUCCCAUGGAUGUUCAAACAUGUAGAAAAGAAAAUCUGCCAAAACAAAGGAAUUACUGCUGGUGCUGUCUUAGAAGCUGCACCAGAACUGAUUUCCUGUGGAAAACAGGGAAAUGAGAGUUCAACAUCAGGGAGUUAAACUGAACCAGAUGGAAACUCAUCAAGUUGGAACUCAGUGAGCUGUAGGGAAACCAAACCAUUUAAUUCAUGUUGCAGUAUGUUUUUCACCAAAUUACCAUUUCAUAUGACUGGAUUUAGCCAAAUAACUCAACAAAAAGGGCUAAGAUAGUACAUUUUAUCACUGCUAGAUCAUUAUAAAGAUUUUAAAACAUAUUGUAGCUUAUUAUGGUGGAACUAAACAAAAAUGCAAUAAAACAACUCUGCAAAUUUAAUUUUAUGUUUCACACUUGCUAACGUAAUUUUGAGUAAAUAAAUUGCAUACAAUGCUGUAUGCAUUGUGUACACUCACCGUACUCAUGGAACAUAGUUGUAGAAAGAUGAUUUUUGAGGCUGUCUCCUUAUAUGACUUCCAGCAGAAACUACACUUUGCAAUGCCAGUUUGGACACAGGACUUUUAAACUAUCCCUUAUGGUUUAAGUCUUUUGAAUUACUUCAGCUGGACUUUGAGUAUUUGUCAUAUAGUGAGAUUUUCAGCUAUUAAAUGCACUGAUUUGCAGCAGUAUUAUUAUUAUCAGUUUAUGUUUGCUCAUUAAGCACUAUAUUUACAGAGAUUACUCACAUUUUCCAACUAUAUUCAUUACUAAUUAUAUCAUCUGAGCAACUUUCAACAUUGAAAAUCAUGUGAAAUAGUACAUUUACAUGCGUAAAGUAACUAUGAAGGAAACAAGCCCACCCAACAGUGCUUAGUUCCAUCUCAGGCAGCCAUUUUAUGAGGGACCAGUAAAUAGCAAGAAUUAUGAGAAGGCCAGCAUGACUGCUUACUUUUUCCCAAUGACUUGAUAUGGCAUAACAAUUUGGUAAAAAAUGCAAGUGUGUCAGCCCAAAGGAAUAUUUCAUAAAUAUUCUAGAAUUUUAAUGUCAUGUGGAUGCAGAACUAAAUGCAUCUGGUUCAGCAUGAAAGAAGAGUAAACAAGAAUUUAAUGAGAACAUCUGGAUGUAACUAGCUGUUUAUUGUCAUUUCUGGAAGAGAACUGUCCCUUGAGUGUCUGUGUUACAUGAAUGGAAAAGUGAAAGAAACAUUUUUCUGGUUAAAAACUGAUUAGCCUUGUGCUUGCUGCUGUUAGCAAAGUAAAAAAGGGUCAUAUUUUAUAAAACAAACAUGAACUAAUAGCAUUAGCAUGAUUAAAAACUUGUUCCAGACUGCAGUGUUCUAAAUACGGGAUGAAGAAUGGUCAAAUGCAUAAUCUUCUUAUGACCUUGUUUUCCAGAAUGACUAGAAGUCGAUGGAUCCCCACCAGCACGUGCACUGAGUAGUGUUGUUAUAUAAUUUAGGAGUUUCUGAUGGUUUCACUCCCUUUUGAAUAUCCCUUUUAUUGUUAAUAUUGAGAAAAUAGUAACAUUAAAAUAGAAAUGUCAUAUUCCAUUGAAAACCUCACCCUUAACAGUAUUUAUUUAAAAUGCCGCCAGUAUUGUUUGGAUAAAAUCAUAAUGUGCCCUGAGUUAUCACUGACUAUGUGGUUCCCAUACUUUCCCUAACAUAGCAGUGACUGUUAAGUUCAGAAUUUCAGUCAUUUUGUCACACCUGUAUGUGUAGUAAAGCACUGUGGUUCAGGAAGUAAAGAGGGUCAUGUGAGUAGCAUUGCGGACUUCAUUUUUGUUCAUUUAUUGUACUUCCUGUGUAUACAGAUUUUUAAAAAGACUAUAAAAGAGUUUUUAUGAAAGAUCUACUGUUUGUGUAUUCUUUGUUAUUUAAGAUGUUUUUUUAAAAAAUAUAUAUGUUUUUGAAAACCACAGUUGACCAGGUUUGUAAUACUCACUGCGCAUGCACCAAGAUAUGUAGUGUUGACACUGUCCUAUCCUUAUUUUGCACUUAGCUGAAUUUUCUUCAAUGGCCUCUAUUACUUUUGGCCACUGGUGGAGAAUGUCUGUAGUUAAGGACCAGUACUAAUAGUAAUAUGUGUUCUUAGUUGCAGACACAUUUUAAUGUGUCACAUGUCAUCCAUUGUCAAGUGUGCUGCUGCCUUACUGAAAUAAAGGGUCACUGCCUACUACUGCCUCUUCA
This is a messenger RNA of Protopterus annectens (West African lungfish), 5616 nucleotides long. RefSeq names its product prostaglandin-endoperoxide synthase 1 (gene PTGS1). Lineage: Eukaryota; Metazoa; Chordata; Ceratodontiformes; Protopteridae. Gene Ontology annotation, biological process: response to oxidative stress; cyclooxygenase pathway. Gene Ontology annotation, molecular function: oxidoreductase activity, acting on single donors with incorporation of molecular oxygen, incorporation of two atoms of oxygen; heme binding; peroxidase activity. The coding region runs from base 214 to 1995 and encodes 593 amino acids. Gene Ontology annotation, cellular component: neuron projection; cytoplasm. The record is from RefSeq and is a predicted model, not a curated record. The transcript is spliced from 11 exons.